CUCUGACGCGGGGCUAUGGAGGCUCCUGGCGCGCUGCUGGUGAUGGGUGUGAGCGGCGCCGGGAAGGAGAAGAAUGAAGUUGCUGUCAGUGACUUCACAGUAACAGUCACCGAAUCACACUGCCUGCCACAUGCACUUUCAUUUUGUUUUAAAGCUCGGAUGGAAAUUCUAUGAUGCAGAUGAUUAUCACCCAGAGGAAAAUCGAAUGAAGAUGAGCAAAGGAAUACCCCUGAAUGACCAGGACAGAAUUCCAUGGCUCUGCAAACUGCAUGACAUUUUACUAAGAGAUGUAACUUCAGGACAACAUGUGGUUCUAGCAUGUUCAGCUCUGAAGAAAAUGUACAGAGACAUCUUGAUCAGAGGAAAAGACAAUACACCUUGGAAGUAUGCUGAAUCUAGCAAGGAAGAAGAGCCAGCUGAGAUGAAACUCCUUGUGGUUUAUCUGAGUGGGUCACCUGAGGUUAUUGCCGAACGUCUGUCCAAAAGAAAAGGCCAUUUCAUGUCCCCUGAUUUAUUGCAGUCCCAGUUUGAUAUCCUGGAACCACCAUCAGCUCCAGAAAAUUUCAUCCAAGUCAGUGUGGAAAAAAACCUUCCAGAGAUCAUCACUGAUAUUAUGAAAACAAUGAAAUAAUAUUUC
This is a messenger RNA of Suncus etruscus (white-toothed pygmy shrew), 637 nucleotides long. It is a transcript of the gene IDNK, whose product is annotated as IDNK gluconokinase. The transcript has 4 exons. The record is from RefSeq and is a predicted model, not a curated record. NCBI's taxonomy places the organism in Eukaryota, Metazoa, Chordata, Mammalia, Eulipotyphla, Soricidae. Gene Ontology annotation, cellular component: cytoplasm. The coding region runs from base 131 to 631 and encodes 166 amino acids. Gene Ontology annotation, molecular function: gluconokinase activity.